Pecten maximus is the source of this 2205-nucleotide messenger RNA. Its product is annotated as 14-3-3-like protein. NCBI's taxonomy places the organism in Eukaryota, Metazoa, Mollusca, Bivalvia, Pectinida, Pectinidae. The record is from RefSeq and is a predicted model, not a curated record. Gene Ontology annotation, biological process: signal transduction. Gene Ontology annotation, cellular component: cytoplasm.
CACGUGAGCGUCUGAUACACACAUUCGGAAUCCGCCAUCUUGAUUUUAGACCACACCAUUCCAUCCUUGUUUCACACCUUACCGCUUCACUAGAUUGUCGGUAUUCAUUGGCGAUUGUUAAAAUCUAUAGUUCGUCCAAAUGGCCGGAGUAAAAACCAAAGAAGAACAUGUUGCUUACGCCAAGUUUGCUGAACAAGCCGAAAGGUUUGAAGACAUGGCAUCCCAUAUGACAGAGGUUAUCAAGAAAUGUAGUGAAAACGAGGAGGAGUUGAGCAUUGAAGAAAGGAAUUUAUUGUCUGUUGCUUAUAAAAACGUUGUUGGUGCUAGGCGAUCGUCAUGGAGAAUGGUAAAUAUGCAAGAAGCGAAGUCCCCAGACAACCACAUCGUCAAAGAGUUCCGGGAACAGAUCGAACAGGAAUUAUCGAAAAUUUGCACUGACGUAUUGAAUUUACUCGACUUAGAUCUUCUCCCGAAAUGUGCAAAAAAAGACAGCCAGGUAUUUUUAAAAAAAAUGAAAGGCGACUGUCUUCGUUAUAUGGCAGAAUUUGCUACUGCAGAUAAGAAAUUAGAAGUUGUGGAUAAAGCUGAAGCGGCAUACACGGAAGCUUUCAAAUUAGCAACGGAAACAAUGCAUCCAACUAACCAAAGCAGAUUGGGACUGGCUUUAAAUUUCUCUGUCUUUUACUAUGAGAUAAUUAAUGAGCCCCAAAAAGCUUGCCAUCUAGCUAAAGCAGCAUUUGAUGAAGCCAUAGCAGAAUUGGAUACUCUGGAUCAAGAGUCAUACAAAGACAGCACACUCAUAAUGCAGCUUUUGCGUGACAACUUGACUCUCUGGACAACUGAAAAUAGUGAACAAGAUCAGGAUCAAGAACAAGAAAUUGAACAGGACAAUUAGGCGCUUAGGUCCAAGACAAAGUUCAGCAUUGAUGAUAGAUCAAAUGACAUUUUGAAGUGGUAACCUUGUCCAUUCUUAUUUUAUGUGGUCUCCAAAACUUUUCCUGCAGAUAUAUACAUUUUGAAGUAUUUAUUUGGCUAAGAACUGAAUAUUGGACAGAGGUAAUGAACUGAACUGUCUGCAAUGCAGGUUUUGUUACUGCUACAACUUGACAAUUGUGUUGACGACAGAAUAGUGAAGUUAUUGACCCUUAUUUCAUCAUGAGUAUGUGGACUGCACCUGUUUGUUUCCUCCCAGCUGAGUGUCUACAUAUUGACAAACCAGUGAUCAUGAUGGUACCAAGUUAUCAUUGAAUUUGAUCAGUUCAAUUCUGUACUUUUUUAAUCGGAACUCGAAAAAAGUAUCUUGGAAAUGAUUCAACAAAUCUGUCAAACUAAAAUAAUUGGCUGUUUUAAUUUAGAACUGCAUUUGCAUGCUGCCAUAGCCUCACAAGACAUUUAGAAAUUUGUUUUUCUCUUAAUCAGCCACAGACGUUUGUUACUUUUGCUGUCACUGAUAUUAUACUGUCUUAAAACUUGUGAGGAAAGUUUUUCAUCAAUGUGUUUACUGCAUUGAUAUACAUAUAUUUGUUUAUCAUCAUUUACAUUUAUACUAGUAUACAUAUUGGAUUUCAUAAAAUGUUUUUCUGUAAAGCCACAUGUUCUGCUGUUAAUUUAUAGGCUGCUUCAGUCAGGCUAUCAUCUAUAAGUAAAGGUCAUAGUGAAAUUAGUUUUUAAUUAUUUAAUUUUUUAUGUCUUAAAUGUUAUCGCUGAAGUAAGAUAUAUCUGGUAUGUAUGGUAUACGUAGAUAUAUAUAUAUAGCAUUAGAAUUUAGAUAGUAAGAAAUUAUUCCAUGAUGAUUAUUAUUAUUGAGUACAUCAUUUAUUAUUUAAUUUGUAGGCAAUAUUCUGCAGCUAAAGUGAAACACUCUGAACUAUGUGCUCGGUGCUCACGGAAUAAUACUAAAUUUUACUUCACCAUAGAUCUACAAGUAGUAUCUAUACUGAAAAGAUAAAUUUAGCGAUCCGGCAGAUGUUAUUUUUUGUUAAAACAGUAAUCUUUCAGUGUAAAAGUAGGUCUGGUAUGGAAUUUUGUAUUGAAUAUUGUAAUCUUGCACGUUUAUGUGAAAUCUGCACAAUAUUUAAGGAGCACAAAUGUUUAGAAUAUGUCAGUAUCAAUUCAUGCAUCAGUUUAAGAGAAAAUCUUGCACAAAAUGCUAAGAUAUUUGAAGUAGUUUUCUGUCAUUAAAUCUCUUUUUUUACCUAUACACAA